AUGGAUGGGAUCAGGCCAUCCCGGUCGAGCCGGCCGUACCAGCGUACCUACAAGGCGUGCAUUCCUUGCCGGCAACGCAAGGCCAAAUGCGACCUGGGAUCAGGAACCGAAGGCCGGUCCGAUGGAUUCCCGAUCGGUCCACCAUGUGUGCGGUGCCGCAGGGAGCUAAGGGAGUGUGUGUUUCCCGAGAAACGCGCGUGGGAGAGGUCCCGCAAACGAGCUCGAUCUUCUGCGGACUAUGAGACGGAUGUCUCGCCCCGGCAGGUUGGCCAUUUGACAGAGGCCUUGCCGGAUGCUACUUUUGUUCAGGGUCGACAUGACCAGUAUCCAUCCACUGUCGACAGGGCUGAUCCGAAGCCGCAGACGAAUCACUUUCAGCAGUCGCCGGGUUUUCAACCUGGGUGGUCGGUUCCCCGUGGUCAAUCGCGGUCCCAAUAUGGCUCAUAUGAUCAUGGCGGGGCUAUGGAGCGGCCACGUCCUGACCGACCUGAUCAAUCGCCCUCCAGUACAUAUGAAAACAACAAGCACCGGUCUAAUUCUUCUCUGGCAAGCUCUAUGAUGCGAACUGUUGUUGCGAGUGGAAAUGAUGCAUUGAAUAUUCUGUUUGAGGCGGCAACUGCCCAAGAAGAGAAUCCUGCUGAUACAAGUUCGGAAUCACUGGCUGGGCCUCCGUCGGCAGGUCCUAAUAAUCAGGACCGAACACCCAGGAAUUAUGAUGCUGCAUUUGAUCCAGUGACUAGGGUUAUCUACCCUGUACAGCUAUCUGAUGCCUCGCGAGACACUCUCAAUGUCUGGGAGGCUUGUCGGUUUGUUAAGAUGGGCUGGUUCACUGCCAGAGAAGCUGUGACAUUCAUUGAUUUAUUUUUCAAGAACAUGUCAUGUCUAUCUCCAAUUUUGACAGACUUUUAUGCUAACCAUCGAUAUCACUACUGGCUGAUUACCCGAGAGCCAGUCUUGUGCUCUACUAUUCUCAUGAUAUCCUCUCGCUACCACGUUCUCCCCGGAGCGGGAGGUGAGUCAAGAAACUUCUUCAUCCACCACCGGCUCUGGCUACAUUGCCAGCAGUUAACGAUGAGGCUUAUCUUCGGGCAGGAGAAAGCUACUAAAUCCAAGAUUCGAAGUCUUGGUACCGUGGAGGCCUUGCUGUUAAUGUCAGAAUGGCAUCCUCGCUCGCUCCAUUUCCCGCCAGAUACAGACGGCUGGGACGAUGAUUUAAUUCCGCAAGACCCCAACACCCAUGAACAGAAUGAUCAGCCUGCCAGUCGCUGGGUCGAAGAUAUGAUUGAACCAGCACGGAGGUCAGAUCAGAUGUCUUGGAUGUUGCUGGGGUCUGCACUUUCGCUGGCGCAUGAAUUAGGCAUCUUCGAGACCGAGGAAAGUAGCUCGCCAGCAGGAGAGCCAGAAUGGCGAGAUCAAAUGACGCUUCGUUGGCAGCGUGUACAGCGUCUGUUAUAUGUUUACAUCAAUCAAUUAGCCUGGCGGAUCGGAUGCAUGUCUCCAAUCCCUCAGUCAUUGAACCAUGCUAUACUGGGCGGACGAAAACCACAGGGACUGAGCCAGCCCGGGAGCACUUGGUUGACAUUUAUGGAUUCAUGGAUUGAAUUAACCAAGCUAGCGAAGUCGGUCACUGACAUGUUCUUCCCGUCUGCUGCAUUUGCACGGCAGCAACUGCACAGCGGUCGCUAUGUCGGCUUGCUUGAACAUUUCCGGCCUCUCCUCAAUCAAUGGAAAGACAGGUAUCUGCAGGUUGAAGUCCUGGAUAAGGCAUUCUACAACGAUCUAUUUAUCGAAUACCACUUCGUCCGGGUGUACACGCAUUCGGUAGGAAUGCAGGCCGUGGUAGAACGUGCCGUGGCAGAAAACGAUCCCAAUAACUUUGAUGAAGUGCGACCUAUGGCCAUCGACCCAACCGACUACGAAUAUAUUCAAGAGGUGAUCGAGGGCUGUUGCCAGAUCUUGCAGAAAGUCACACAUUUAGCUGAUGCAGGUGCUCUGCGGUUCUCGCCGGUGCGCAUUGUCCUUCGUAUCACCAGUGCCUCGAUCUUCUUGAUGAAAGCGCUAAGUCUGGGUACUCGGCAUGCAAAGCUUCAAGAGUCACUUCAGAUUCUGGAGAAAAGCAUCAAAGCGCUGAAAUCAAAUGCAUUGGACGAUGUUCAUCUAAGCACUCGUUAUGCUACCCUGCUAGACAUGCACGUCGCGCGGUUACGGCGUAAUCUGUUGGCGUCUUCGAAGGCGAGGAAGAACAGUCGAGGGAACACAAGACGAUCAUCCAUGGGCCCCCCUCCUUGGCCGGACGCGGGCGAUCGAUCCAAUAACAUGAAUACUCCCGUGUCGCAGGACCUAACAUCCGACCUGGGCUUCAUGCCGUCCUUGAACGAUGUUGGUGCUGAUGAUUGGCUGUCGCUCCCAUUUGAUCCUUCGAUGGCGCCGUUUGGUAUGAGCAAUGGAGGGCAGUUUCCGAUGUAUGAAGGCGGGGGGUUGGACUUUAUCUUAAACCUGCCAUCAUAA
Messenger RNA from Penicillium nucicola, 2508 nucleotides. RefSeq lists its product as uncharacterized. Gene Ontology annotation, cellular component: nucleus. The transcript has 3 exons. Gene Ontology annotation, biological process: positive regulation of transcription by RNA polymerase II; aromatic amino acid catabolic process. Lineage: Eukaryota; Fungi; Ascomycota; Eurotiomycetes; Eurotiales; Aspergillaceae. The record is from RefSeq and is a predicted model, not a curated record. Bases 1 to 2508 code for a protein of 835 amino acids. Gene Ontology annotation, molecular function: zinc ion binding; DNA-binding transcription factor activity, RNA polymerase II-specific.